Tribolium madens (black flour beetle) is the source of this 13787-nucleotide messenger RNA. Its product is annotated as dynein beta chain, ciliary-like. Gene Ontology annotation, biological process: microtubule-based movement. The transcript has 9 exons. The record is from RefSeq and is a predicted model, not a curated record. The coding region runs from base 33 to 13745 and encodes 4570 amino acids. NCBI's taxonomy places the organism in Eukaryota, Metazoa, Arthropoda, Insecta, Coleoptera, Tenebrionidae. Gene Ontology annotation, cellular component: dynein complex. Gene Ontology annotation, molecular function: dynein intermediate chain binding; minus-end-directed microtubule motor activity; dynein light intermediate chain binding.
GUUCAAACUUUUUUAAAAACUUCUGUAGUUAAAUGGCCGAAGAUGAUACCAAGUCUACUAAAUCAACUAAGUCGACAAAGUCCACCAAAUCCAAGAAAGAAGAUAAAGGUGGCGAAGAAGAAGAAGAUGAACGUCUUGAGUUUAUCCUCGCUUAUUUCACAAAAUCCUACAGACUUAAACAAGAAAAGUGGAAUAAAAUGAUCGCAAUAGACGAAAAUAAGAAACUCAUUUUAAAUUUUCUGAACAACCCUCAAGAAAAAUUUAUGAUUAUAACAAUAACCGCAGCAGGUUUGCUGACUCCUUUUAAACAAUACAACAGCGCUGUAAGAUCCAAAUAUACUUAUUUUAUUAAAAAGAAAGAGGAAGUCGUGACUAUGGAAAAUUUCGCUGAUGUUAUUCUUUUUGGUGACAUGGCUGCAAAACCGGUGGACGAAUUAGCUGUCCUUUUAGAUACAAUCUUAAUCCCUUUACUUGCAAACCCCGGAAAUCAGAAAGGAUGGCCACAGGUGGUUGCAGACGACGUUGUCGCGCAUGUCCGGAAUUUUAAAAACUCAGUCGAACAAAUUCGAGGAGCAAUGAAAAGUCAAACAAUUUUGCCGAUGCCACAAGGCAUGUCACGUCUCUUCGAAGCAAUAAGCCAAUUUGAGGAAACAGAAGGUACUAACAUCGAUUUGGUCCUGAAAGCUUCUCUCGAAAGUGGUGUCACGAAAUGGUCAAACGUUUGCAGCGAGAUUUUGAAACAGUCGUCUACUAUUGCUUUCGCAGGAGGAAAUAAUCCGUCACCAAGUGCCGAAGUUGAAUUCUGGAAAGCUCGUUUGAAAAAUCUAGAAUUUAUUUAUGAUCAAUUGCGAGAUCCUAGAGUGAAGCAAGUUGGCAAAUAUUUAGAAAUGACCAAAAGUGCGUAUUUUUCAACCUUCAAAAAUAUGUUUAAAGACGUAGUUGCUGGUGUUAUUGAAGCCAGAGAUAUUUGUUUGUAUUUGAAACCAAUGGUGCCUCAUUUUUCGAAUUUUGAAGACGGAGAGUUGUUCGAAAAUGAACGCAAUAUCAAGCCUUUGCUCCACUGCAUGGGGUUGAUUUGGGCCAACUCAAAGUACUACUGCGCUAAUGAGAAAAUGGUGAUUCUGUUUAGAGAAAUAGCCAAUAUGUUAAUCGACGCCAGUAAUCGUAUGUUGGACCCAAGCUCAAUUUUUCAAGGGGAACCUGACGAAAUGCACGACAAGAUUGAUAAAACAUUACACAUUUUGGAGCUUUUUAUGGACUCGUUCGAGUUUGUUAGAGACAAUUUGGCUACUUACUUUAAAAGAGAAGAUGAAGAAAUGCCGGCACUUUGGACGUUUCAUAAAAGGACAGUGUUUCAAAGAUUGCUCGAUUUUAUUGAUCGUCUGAGACUAAUCAAAGCAAUUUUGGCGACUAAUCUAGAAUUCAGCAAGUUGGAAAAAGUUGAAUUUGGUGGGAUCAAAGGCCGGUUGUUGUCCCAAAAAUGUGAACAAAUUUUUGAAGAGUUUGGUGCUGCUUAUAAUGUUUUUAAUUCGAUUCAGUAUGAUCCUUGUGACACCAGUGACCUUAAUAUUCUCCAAGAUAAUGACGAAUUUCACGCAAAAUGUGCCGAUUUUGACAAACGAUUGGCAGCGAUAUUCUCUCAGGCUUUCGAUGAUUGCUACAACCUCGAGAGCAUUUUUAAAUUUCUUGCAAUCAUCGGGAAUUUGCUUGAAAGGUCUGUUAUUAGAAACGAAAUAACUCCUAAAUAUCCAGCAAUUAUUGAUAUAUUCAAUGAAGAACUUGAUACGGUAAAAAUCAUUUUUGAUGAAGGCAAAAAGAAUGGUAUUCCUAUCGAUAAAAAUUUUCCUCCGGUAGCUGGAACCCUUAUGUGGAUAUCAAAAUUGAGGCAAAGGAUUGAAAAACCGGGAGAAGAUUUGAAAUUAUUAGAAGAUGAUAUAAUCAAGUCGGAGGAGGCUCUUCACUCGUUUGAAAAAUAUGAACACAUGAUGAGAAUUUUAGAUAAUGAAAGCAAGGAAGUGUUUGGAAAUUGGUGUAAAUCAAUUCCGCAACAAAUUGAAACUAGUAUGGCUAAAUUUGAACUUAAACGUAAACCUGAGGAUUUGAUUCAUUUAAAUUUUGAUGCUGAACUAGUAGCCGCUUUGAGAGAAAUUAAGUACAUGAAGUUCUUAGAGAUUCCGGAUAUACCUCAAGAGGGGCUAGAUUUGUUCGAAAAAGUUGAACUUCUGUUUGAAUGUCAACAGAAAUUUAACAGAGUUGUCGAUUGGUAUAAUCAUCUCAAGAAGAAUACACUUAGGGUAGAGUAUAAUUUAAUUGAACCGGAAAUGAAACAAAUAGAUGAGCUGCUCCAAUCAGUAAUUGAUGCUAUUACUUGGAGUACUCAUGAUGAUGCAACUCUUAGCUCGAUUUAUGAUAAAGUUAAGGAUUUGUCGGAUCGAGUUGUUCAAUGUCAGAAGAACAUGGCUGCUAUAAUAGCCACCUUGGAUGCCUGGGUUGACGUUCCUCUUUUUGAAAGAAGAGAAGGUAAAAAAGAGAAUUUAUUGUAUCCUGAAGAACGGCCUGAACGUACUUCCAAACGAUUUGCUCAAAUUGAAAAUAGCUACGAAGAAAUUAAAAAUCUACUAGAAGUAAAUUAUCGAUUGUUCUUUAAUAUUCCUGAGCCUGUUGAAGAACCAAUUGAUGAGUCGUCUCCUGAAGAAGAAGUAGUCACUGAGCCACCACCUACACCAAAGAAAGGUAAGAAAGGGAAGAAGACUGCCGAGCCACCGAAAGAAAAGGAGAAAGAGAUAAAAGAAAAAGGGAAGAAGGAGAAAGGAAAAAAAGGUGGAAAAGGCAAAAAAAAGAAGCAAAAAGUGCUUGAAGACGCCGAAGCUGAGGUGCAGGAAGAACCUGCAGAUCCUUAUGAGAAUUAUCGUAAAGAAAACUGGAGCAAAUAUUUGGAAUAUGUUGAUAAACUAGUCAAAGACAAACUUGUUGCUGCAGUUAAUAACAGUUUGAUUUACUUGUUAAAUGAGUCUGGUGACGUUACUCCAGUUACACCUUUGUUUGAAUUGUCUUUAGAACUUCACGAUCCCGAUAUUGUGUUUCAACCUUCGGUUAAUUUGACAGAUGAAAAUAAUUUCAUUGGAGAAAUAACCGGAUGUGUGGAAGAUAUUUUCAAAAUGGGUGAAGUUAUGAAACGAGUGAAUCCGGAAAGUGAGGAGUUGAAUUACUUUAUGGAAGUCAAAUCGGAUAAAAAUUUGGCUAAAAUGACUGAAGAACUUUUGAGCAGAAUUAUGUUAAUGAGAGAAGAUGCAUUUGAAUAUCUUAAAGAUUUUGACGAAUUUACUCAUAUUUGGACUGAUGACAGGCACGAGUAUUUGCGUCAGUUUUUGCUUUUUGGUCGGUUAUUGAGUCCUGAGGAACUCGAUAGAAUCGCAGAACUAAAAGAAACUCCACCGUCUGUACAACAGUUUAAGGAGCAAAUUGAUUUUUAUGACGAUAUGUAUAAGAAAGUUGAAGCUAUGAGCAAUGAAAAGAUUCUUGAAGGUGACUGGAUGAGAAUUGAUGUUCGACCUUUGAAACAAGCUAUCCUUAACACGAUUUGCAAAUGGGGCAAUCUUUUCAAACAACAUCUUUACGAUCAUGUUAUUAAUAGUCUCAAUGAUCUCGAUAGCUUCAUCGUUGAGGCAAUUCAAGCCAUGCAAGUGACAUUAGAGGAAGACGACUACGAUGGCUUAUUAAAAGUGAUGGGAUAUUUGUUCAAAGUGAAGGAAAGACAGUUAGAAACCGAUAAUAUGUUCCAGCCAUUAAAGGAAAUUAUGGAUCUGCUAUUAGAAUAUGGAAUGGAAUUUCCGGAAGACGUUCACGUUCAAUUACAGGAAAUUCCAGACAGGUGGCAACAAUGUAAGAAAGUUGCCGCAACCACUAAACAAAACGUUGCACCACUUCAAGCCCUCCAAGUUAAUGCGAUCAAAAGACGAAUUAAUCUGUUCGAAAUCCGACAAGCGAUGUACAGAGAUAUGUUUAAGAAACUUCCCUUCUUUAACUGGAGUUGUAAAGAUGUAUACACUUUGUUAGAUAAAACUAAUUUUGAACUGACGGAACUUGAGACAGAAAUGGCGAAAUUGCAAGAGCAAGCCAAUUUAUUCGAACUAACGCUGCCUGAGUUUAAACCGAUGAAUUAUACGAGGAAGGAAAUUAGGCAAAUUAAACAGUUGUGGGAUUACGUCCAUAUUUUUCGGUCAUGUAUCGAUGAAUGGAAGAAAACUCCUUGGAAAAAAAUUGACGUUGAAGCGAUGGAAAUGGAAUGUAAAAAAUUCGGUAAAGAGGUGCGAGCUAUGGAUAAAGAACUAAGGGGUUGGGACGUUUACAUUCAGUUAGAGGCGUCAAUCAAGAAUAUGUUAACGUCUUUGCGCGCCGUCACAGAAUUGCAAAAUCCAGCAAUUAGGGAAAGACAUUGGAAGCAGUUGAUGCAAGCCACAAAGGUGAAAUUUGUAAUGGACGAUUCGACAACACUCAGCGAAUUGCUCGCCUUGAAUUUACACGAGUAUGAAGAUGAAGUUAAGAACAUUGUUGAUAAGUCAGUUAAGGAAAUGGCAAUGGAGAAAGUUUUAAAAGAACUAAACGCAACUUGGACCAACAUGAUGUUUGCAACCGAAGUUCACGAACGCACAAAUUUGAGACUUUUGGUGGCUUCUGAGGAGUUAAUUGAGACUUUGGAAGAAAACCAAGUCGCUCUUCAAAAUAUGAUGACGUCUAAAUUUAUUGAUUUCUUUCUUGAAGAGGUUUCCGAUUGGCAGAAAAAACUAUCGAAUGCUGAUCAAGUCAUACAAGUGUUUUUUGAAGUACAACGCAAGUGGUGUUAUUUGGAAAGUAUUUUCAUAGGUUCUGAAGACAUUAGAAGUCAAUUACCCGAAGAUUCGAGACGGUUUGAGAAAAUAGAUAGGGAUUUUAAAGAGGUUUUGUCUGAAAUGUUAAAAGAUUUAAAUGUGGUAAGAUCCACUAAUAAGCCCGGACUUUACGACAAGCUUGAUGGUAUUUUGGGACAAUUGACAUUGUGCGAGAAAGCUCUCAACGAUUAUUUGGAAACGAAAAGAUUGGCAUUUCCGCGGUUCUAUUUUGUAUCUUCCGCUGAUUUAUUAGAUAUUUUGUCAAAUGGAAAUCAACCAGAUUUGAUUCAGAGACAUUUAACCAAAUUAUUUGAUUCUUUGGCUAAAUUGAAAUUUGAAAAAGAAGGUGGAAAAAAUUCAAAAAGGGCUUUUGGUAUGAUUUCGAAAGAAAAUGAAGAACAUGUACAAUUUAGCCAAAUAUGUGACUGUACUGGUAAAGUUGAAGUUUGGCUAAACCGUGUCAUUGAUGUAAUGAGGAAGACUCUUCAAAGUUGUUUUGCUGAAGCUAUAUCAACCUACGAUGAAAAGCCUCGAGAAGUUUGGAUUUACGACUAUCCAGCACAACCAGCGCUUUGCGGCACUCAAAUUUGGUGGACAACUGAAGUAAAUAUUGCUUUUGCAAGACUAGAGGAAGGUUACGAAAACGCCCUGAAGGACUAUCAAAGAAAACAAAUCAAUCAGUUAAAUGCCCUUAUUAAUUUAUUGUUGGGCGAUUUGACUGCAGGUGAGCGUCAAAAAAUUAUGACCAUUUGUACCAUCGACGUUCACUCGAGAGACGUAGUGGCAAAAAUGAUUCUAAUCAAAGUCGAAAAUUCACAAGCUUUUCAAUGGCAAAGUCAGUUGAGACAUCGAUGGGAUGAUAAAAUUAAAGACUGUUUUGGUAAUAUUUGUGACGCACAAUUCAGAUAUCAAUACGAAUACUUGGGCAACACUCCUCGACUCGUGAUAACGCCUUUAACUGAUCGUUGUUACAUAACUCUUACUCAAAGUUUGCAUUUAAUAAUGGGGGGAGCACCUGCCGGGCCUGCAGGAACUGGAAAAACUGAAACGACCAAAGAUUUGGGAAAAGCUUUAGGUAUGAUGGUGUACGUGUUUAAUUGCUCGGAACAAAUGGACUACAAAUCUAUCGGCAACAUUUACAAGGGGUUAUCACAGACCGGUUGUUGGGGUUGUUUUGAUGAAUUUAACCGAAUUUCCAUUGAGGUACUGUCUGUGGUAGCUGUUCAAGUGAAAGUCAUUCAAGACGCUAUCAAAGACAAAAAAAACAGGUUUAAUUUUUUGGGCCAAGAUAUCGUCCUUGUUCCCACGGUGGGUCUUUUCAUUACUAUGAACCCGGGCUACGCUGGUCGUACUGAACUCCCGGAAAACUUAAAAGCCCUAUUUAGGCCAUGCGCCAUGGUGGUGCCUGACUUUGCUCUAAUUUGUGAAAUUAUGUUGGUCGCUGAAGGUUUCCAAGAAGCUCGACUUUUGGCGCGCAAAUUUAUCACUCUUUACACUUUGUGUCGCGAAUUAUUGAGCAAACAAGACCAUUACGAUUGGGGUUUGAGGGCAAUUAAGUCUGUUUUGGUCGUUGCAGGGUCGUUGAAACGUGGCGAUAGACAACGGCCGGAAGACCAAGUCUUAAUGCGCGCUUUGCGUGAUUUCAACAUUCCUAAAAUAGUUACAGACGACGUCCCGGUUUUCAUGGGAUUGAUUGGUGAUUUGUUUCCGGCCUUGGACGUGCCAAGAAAACGCGACCCGGAGUUUGAAAGAAUGAUAAAAAAGUCGGCGGUUGAUUUGAAAUUGCAACCUGAGGAUGGUUUUGUUUUGAAAGUGGUGCAAUUGGAGGAACUUUUUGCGGUGCGACAUUCAGUGUUCGUGAUUGGUAACACUGGAACGGGUAAAACUAUGGUUUGGAAGACUUUGAAUAAAACUUAUCAGAAUCAGAAAAGAAAGCCCGUUUACAAUGACAUUAAUCCUAAAGCAGUGACUAAUGAUGAGUUGUUUGGAGUUAUAAAUCCAGCUACUAGAGAGUGGAAAGAUGGUCUCUUUUCUGUGAUAAUGAGAGAUCAAGCUAAUUUAACCGGUGAUGGACCUAAAUGGAUUGUUCUUGAUGGUGACAUUGAUCCAAUGUGGAUUGAAUCAUUAAAUACACUUAUGGACGAUAAUAAAGUUCUAACUUUGGCUAGUAAUGAACGAAUAGCUUUAACACCAGCUAUGCGAUUAUUAUUCGAAAUUGCUUCUCUACGUACAGCAACUCCAGCCACUGUUUCCAGAGCCGGUAUUUUAUACAUAAAUCCGGCAGAUCUGGGAUGGAACCCUUACGUAGCCUCUUGGAUUGAUACAAGAACUCAACAAAAUGAAAAAGCAAAUCUUAUGAUACUCUUUGAUAAAUACGUUCCUCCUUGCUUGGAAGUACUCCGUCACAAAUUGAAAAAAAUAACACCCAUAUCUGAAGUGGCACACAUUUCAAUGCUUUGUUUCCUUUUGGACUGUUUCCUAACACCGCAAAAUGUACCUCCUGAUUGUCCCAAAGAGUGGUACGAAAUUUAUUUUGUAUUUUCUACAGUCUGGGCUUUUGGUUCGGCUUUGUUUCAAGAUCAGAUCGUUGACUGGCGAAACGAAUUUAGUAAAUGGUUUGUGAAUGAAUUCAAAACUAUCAAAUUUCCCGUUACUGGAGGCAACGUCUUCAGUUAUUACGUUGAAGAGGAGACUAAAAGAUUUGCUCCAUGGACUGAACUAGUACCCGAAUUUGAAUUGGAUCCUGAUAUUCCCUUGCAAGCAACUUUGGUCAAUACGGCCGAAACUACAAGAAUUCGUUUUUUUAUGGAUCACUUGAUGGCAAAAAGAAUUCCUGUUAUGUUGGUAGGACCUGCAGGGAGUGGCAAAAGUGUAAUUGUGGCAGAAAAACUUUCCAACUUAUCUGAACAUUAUGCCGUUACUAAUGUUCCCUUCAAUUUUUAUACGACUUCUGAAAUGUUGCAAAGAAUAUUAGAAAAGCCUUUAGAAAAGAAAGCAGGGCGUGUGUUUGGCCCUCCGGGUAAUAAAACCAUGAUUUACUUUGUCGACGAUAUGAAUAUGCCGGAAGUUGAUAAAUAUUUUACUGUGCAACCUCACACUUUGAUACGCCAGUAUAUGGAUUACCAACAUUGGUAUGACCGUCAAAAACUGACUUUGAAAGACAUUCACAACGUGCAGUUUGUCUCGUGCAUGAAUCCAACUGCCGGUUCUUUUACCAUAAACCCCAGAUUGCAAAGACACUUUUGUGUUUUUGCCGUAAGUUUUCCAAGUCAAGAGGCAUCAAACCAUAUUUAUCACAGUAUUAUAUCGCAACAUUUUGAUUCGGAACACAACAGGUUUAGCAGAAAUAUUUUUAAACUGAGUGCUUCUUUAGUAGAUGCGGCGGUUUUCCUCCACCAAAAAGUAGCGACAACUUUUCUCCCAACUGCGGUUAAGUUUCAUUACACGUUUACUUUGAGAGAUCUUUCGAAUAUCUUCCAAGGAAUGCUUUUUGCGACCGGAGAUGCUAUUAAAAAUCAGACCGAUUUAAUUCGACUUUGGAUGCACGAAUGUGGCAGAGUUUAUGGUGAUAAACUUGUAGAAAAACGCGACUUGGAUACUUACAAAAAGUUGGUAAUUGAAUCAGUGAAGAAAAGUUUCGAGGAAUUGGAUGAAAAUGAGGUGUUUGAGGAACCUUUGAUAUUUUGUCAUUUUGCUGAAGGCAUGGGUGAUCCUAAAUAUUUCCCCAUUCGUGAAUUUGAUCAUUUGAGUAAACUUUUGCACGAAGCUUUGGCCGGUUAUAAUGACCUAGUAGCUGCGAUGAAUUUGGUGUUGUUUGAAGACGCAAUGUAUCACAUUUGCCGCAUUAACAGAAUUAUGGAAGCUCCAAGAGGUAACGCACUGCUAAUAGGGGUUGGAGGUUCAGGAAAACAAUCUUUGACGAGACUUGCUUCUUUUAUCUCCUCAUUUGAAGUGUUUCAAGUUCAGUUAAAGAAAGGUUACAGUAUGACUGACUUAAAAGCCGACUUGGCCCAAUUAUAUCUAAAAGCAGGACUGAAAAGUGUUGGAAUUGUAUUUCUAAUGACUGAUGCUCAAGUCCCUCAAGAAAUUUUCCUGGUUGCGAUUAAUGAUAUGUUGGCAUCGGGAGAAAUCAGUGAGUUACUGCCAGAUGAAGAUGUUGAAAAUGUUAUAAACACAGUUAGAGGCGAGGUAAAGCAAAGUGGGCUACAAGAUACAAGAGAAAACUGCUGGAAAUUUUUUAUUGAUCGUGUGAGAAGAUUGCUGAAAACGGUUUUGUGUUUUUCACCAGUUGGUUCCACCCUCAGAGUGCGUGCUAGAAAAUUUCCGGCUAUUGUUAAUUGUACUUCUAUAGAUUGGUUUCAUGAAUGGCCAAGGGAAGCUCUGGAAUCAGUAUCAAAGAGAUUUUUAGCAGAAAUUGAAGUUCUUCCUAAAGAUCUCGUUCCUUCAGUGUCUAACUUUAUGUCAGAUGUUCACGGAGUGGUAAACACCAUGUCGGAGUUAUAUCUACAAAAUGAAAAACGCUACAAUUAUACAACUCCAAAAUCUUUUCUAGAACAAAUCUCUUUAUAUUCUAAGCUUUUAUAUGAAAAGACUAAAAACUUGGAGGACAAUAUUGAACGUCUAGAAUCCGGUUUACUUAAACUAGCUUCAACUUCUGAAGAAGUAGACGGUUUGAAAGAAGUGUUGGCAGUCCAGGAAGUAGAAUUAAAUGAAAAGAAUGAAGCUGCCGGCAAAUUGAUUGCUGUUUUAAGCGCUGAAAACGAAAAAGUUGCAAAAGAACAAGCAAUUGCUAGCGAGGAAGAAGCCAAAGUCAAAGAAAUUGAAGAGGAUGUAAGUGUUAAACAAAAAAUUUGUGCCGAUGAUUUAGCAAAAGCUGAGCCAGCCCUAAUUGCAGCCCAACAAGCUUUAAAUACACUGAAUAAAAACAAUUUAACUGAAUUGAAGUCUUUUACUCAACCACCGGAAGCGGUAGUUGCUGUAACUGCUGCAGUAUUAAUCCUGUUUUCUCCAAAAGGCAAAAUUCCGAAAGAUCGUAGCUGGAAAUCUUGCAAGGGGAUGAUGACAAGAGUUGACAAAUUUUUAGAAGAUCUAAUAAAUUAUGAUAAAGAAAAUAUGCAACCAGAAGUUGUAAAAGCAACUCUGGAAUAUACGAAAAACCCCGAAUUUAGUCCGGAAAAAAUUUUGAGCAAAUCGGUGGCAGCUGCAGGAUUGUGUGCAUGGGUUAUCAAUAUUUUGAAGUUUUACGAUGUGUUUGUUGUGGUUGAGCCUAAGAGGAAAGCUUUGCAAAAAGCUAACCAAGAAUUGGCAGAAGCAAGAGCAAAAUUAGCCGAGCUUAAUGAGAAAUUGAAUUAUCUAGAGUCACAAUUGGCGAUUUUGAAAGCCGAUUUUGAGGAAGCUACUGCUGCGAAGAUGAAAUGUCAGGCUGAAGCUGAUGCAACGACUCAAAUGAUCGAUUUGGCAAAUCGACUUGUUAAUGGUCUCGCGUCGGAAAAUAUCAGGUGGAGAGAGUUGGUGAAAUUGUAUCGAAAAAUGAUAAUUACAUUGCCGGGAGAUGUGUUGAUGAUAACUUGUUUUAUUUCAUACGUUGGUUGUUUUACGAGACGAUACAGAACAGAGAUGGUUGAACAUCAUUGGUUACCAUCGCUGAAAAAAAUCGAACCGAAAAUUCCAAUGAGUGAAGGUUUGGAUCCUUUGUCGUUGCUCACAGAUGAUGCAAUGGUUGCAGCGUGGAAUAAUGAAGGGCUUCCUAAUGAUCGUAUGUCAACCGAAAAUGCUUGUAUUUUAACAAAUUCAGCAAGAUGGCCGCUAAUGAUAGAUCCUCAAUUGCAAGGUGUUAAAUGGAUCAAAACUAAGUAUGGUGACAGCUUGACUGUUAUUAGAUUAAGUAUGAAGAAUUAUUUGGACACUAUUGAAAGAUGUAUUCAAAAUGGGGAAAUUAUUCUUGUGGAAAAUAUAGGAGAAACUGUGGACGCGGUCUUAGAUCCUGUUCUUGGACGAGUUUUAAUCAAAAAGGGCAGAGCGAUAAAAAUCGGUGAUAAGGAAGUGGAUUAUAAUCCCAACUUUAGGAUGAUUAUGCAUACGAAAUUGGCUAAUCCUCAUUACAAACCAGAAAUUCAAGCACAGACUACUCUCAUUAAUUUCACAGUAACUCGAGAUGGUUUAGAGGAGCAACUUUUGGCAGAAGUCGUAAAAGCGGAACGUCCGGAUUUGGAAACGUUGAAGGCAAAUUUAACUAAACAGCAAAACGAUUUCAAAAUUAUUUUGAAAAGAUGUGAAGAUAAUUUGUUGUUCAGACUUUCAUCGGCUACUGGUAAUAUACUGGGAGAUGUAGAACUAGUCGAAAAUUUGGAAACUACCAAAAAAAUGUCUACAGAAAUUGAAGAAAAAGUCAAAGAAGCUAAAAUCACUUCAGUCAAAAUCGAUGAAGCUCGUGAACAGUACCGACCAUGUUCAGCAAGAGCUUCUCUUCUUUAUUUCAUUUUAAACGAUCUUUGCCGCAUUAACGCAAUUUAUCAAUUUUCAUUGAAAGCCUUUAGUGUGGUAUUCAAAGAUGCGUUAUCUAAAGCAGAACCGGCUGAAAAGUUAAAGGAUCGAGUAAUCAACUUACUGGACAGUAUAUCUUUUUCGGUAUUCAUGUAUACAACUCGAGGUCUAUUCGAAUGUGACAAGUUAAUUUUUAUGGCCCAAAUGGCGUUCCAAAUUUUGCUACACUCUAAUGAAAUCGAUCAUGCCGAACUCGACUUUUUAUUACGAUAUCCUGUAGUACCAAAUUUGACAUCUCCUGUGGACUUCCUCACGAAUCAAUCUUGGGGCGGCAUUAAAGCCCUUUCAGAAUUUGAUGACUUUAGAGGUUUAGAUAAAGAUUUAGAAGGCUCGGCAAAACGUUGGCGAAAAUUUGUCGAUAGCGAAUGUCCCGAAAAGGAGAAGUUCCCCGGGGAGUGGAAAAACAAAACCGCUUUGCAACACUUAUGCAUGAUGCGUGCCCUACGACCUGAUCGAAUGACUUACGCAGUUCGUUGUUUUAUUGAAGAAAAACUCGGAUCAAAAUAUAUCACAGCUAGAUCCGUCGAAUUUGCAAAAUCUUACGAAGAGACGAGUUCUUCAACCCCAGUUUUCUUCAUUCUAUCGCCAGGUGUAAAUCCGCUUAAAGAUGUGGAAAAGUUGGGCAAAAAACUCGGUUUCACCUUUGAUGCCGGGACUUUCCACAGUAUUUCUUUAGGACAAGGGCAGGAAGUUGUCGCUGAAAGCGCAAUGGAUUUGGCGUCGGAGAGGGGCGAUUGGGUGAUUUUGCAAAAUAUUCAUUUAGUUGAGCGAUGGUUACCCAUUUUGGAGAAAAAAAUGGAACAAUGCGCUGAAGGUGCUCAUGAAAAGUUUAGGUUGUAUUUGAGUGCUGAACCUAAUGCUGAUCCCCAAGUGUCUGUAAUCCCACAAGGGAUUUUAGAAUCGUCGAUUAAAAUCACAAAUGAGCCUCCAACUGGCAUGUAUGCCAACUUGCACAAAGCUUUAGAUAAUUUUAGUCAGGAAACUUUGGAUAUGUGCACGAAAGAAGCGGAGUUUAAAGUAAUUUUGUUCGCUUUAUGCUAUUUUCACGCUGUGGUUGCCGAAAGAAGGAAGUUUGGACCACAAGGGUGGAAUAGAAAUUAUCCUUUCAAUGUAGGUGACCUCACUAUUAGUGUAAACGUGUUAUACAAUUAUCUAGAAAGUAACAACAAGAUUCCUUACGAAGACUUGCGUUAUCUUUUUGGGGAAAUAAUGUAUGGAGGGCAUAUUACCGAUGAUUGGGAUCGACGUUUGUGUCGAAAUUAUUUAAUGGAGUAUCUUCAACCCGAAUUGUUGGAAGGGGACUUACAGUUUGCGCCAGGGUUUUAUGCUCCACCAAACACAGAUUACGUUGGAUAUCAUCGUUAUAUUGAUGAGCGUUUGCCACCUGAAAGUCCCUACCUUUAUGGUCUUCAUCCAAAUGCAGAAAUCGGCUUUUUGGCAUACACUUCUGAAGUUAUGUUUAGAACAAUUUUUGAAAUGCAACCUCGAGAUGCUGGAGCUUCUGUGGGCCAUGGUUUUUCUCGAGAAGACAAGGUUAAAUCGACUCUUGAAGAUAUUCAAGACCGGCUUCCUGACGAGUUUCCAGUUGCUGAAAUGAUGGCAAAAGUCGAAGAUAGAACUCCGUACAUAAUCGUCGCUUUCCAAGAAUGUGACAGAAUGAAUAGUUUAACGAGAGAGAUGAAGAGAUCGCUUCGGGAAUUAGAUUUGGGGCUUAAAGGUGAACUUACCAUUACGUCAGACAUGGAAGUCUUGGAAGAAGCCUUAUUUAUGGACCAAGUCCCUGAUUCUUGGUCUGUCAAGGCUUACCCCAGCAUGUUACCUUUGGGUCAGUGGGUGGGCGACUUGGGAGCUAGAAUUAAAGAACUGGAAGGAUGGGUUACCGAUUUUUCGAUGCCUCCCACAGUCUGGCUGGGAGGUUUUUUCAAUCCUCAGUCGUUUCUUACAGCCAUUAUGCAACAAACUGCUCGUAAAAACGAAUGGCCUUUGGACAAAAUGUGUCUUUUGACUGACGUCACCAAAAAGCAGAAAGAGGAAUUCGGGGCGGCACCUCGAGAGGGAGCAUAUGUGCACGGUUUAUUUAUGGAGGGCGCAAGGUGGGAUACUCAGCUCGGAAGUAUUGCUGAUGCUAAGCUUAAAGAAUUGUUCCCUGUAAUGCCGGUUAUAUUCAUCAAGGCAAUCACACAGGAUAAACAGGAUUUGCGGAAUAUGUACGAUUGUCCUGUUUAUAAAACAAGGACGCGAGGACCGACUUUCGUCUGGACUUUUAAUUUGAAAACAAAGGAAAAGGCGUCGAAAUGGACCCUUGCCGGAGUUGCGAUUCUGUUACAAAUUUAAUUUAUUUAUUUUACACUGUAGCUGUUAAUAAAAUUUUAUCUU